GGUCAAUUUGCUUUGUUUGUUGAAUCGUUUUUCAGCAAUAUUUUCCAAAUUUUAAUCUAAUUUAGCAUCUUCUAUUUGUUUGUUUUUGUCAGAAUUAGUAAGAUUUUGAUCAUACAGUGUUGUUAGAUUUAAAUAAGGAGGUUUUGUGUUAUAUUUAUUACUUGUAGUUUACGUGUUUACAUAAACCUAUAUUUACCUCUUUCUGAAAAGGAUUUUAUUAGAAAUGGCAGAGAUUUUCGUAGAAUAUGAAAAGACGGACAGUGGAAGUCGGGUCUGCAGGCCUACACUAGCACAAGUGAAAGCAGUGGUUGAUUUUAUGCAAAAGCACCCAGACUUAGCCCACCGAAAACUGAGGUAUGGUGUUAGUCACCAAAAGUUCAAAAAACUAUGGAUAGAGUUAGCCAACAUUGCUAAUUCAAUCGAUGGUGCUGCUAAAUCGACUAAAGGCUGGAUCAAAUUCUGGUCAGAUAAAAGGCGAAGUAUUAUUAACAGACAAAAACAGAUUGAGCAAGGAAAGAUACAGGGCAAGCUGUCACCCUUGGAACAAAAAAUCCUAGACCUCUGUGAAAGCAAAACUACAUCAACUAGAAAGAAAAAAGGUGUAAAACAGGAGCCACUCAAUGGUGAUGAUGAUAAUGACUCCCUUGAUGAUGACCUUUCAAAGGAUGAUGAUGAAUUGGACAAUUUAUUUGGGAGUGAAAAUGAUGAGCGACAAUUAAAUAUGAUGGAAAAACUGGUAGAUGUGAUGGGUCAGCAGGCAGCAGCUAUGACGCAGAUGGCCCAAGCUCAAAUGGAUAACUCAAAGUCACUAGAACGGUUGGCAGAAGCCUCACACAUACAGGCAUUGGCAGUGGACAGAUUGGCUGGCACAUUCGAAACUAUAACUUCGACAGUACAUGAUGUCAGGAAUGCUCUUCUUGGCAUCGACUACACAAUGAAGAGGUGCUACCCUGCAACGGCAUCACAGCGGCAGAAUUCUAAUAUAUUUAGCUAGAAUAAAAUCUACCAUAUUUAUUUGGCAGUGAUAUGAACAAUAUGGGGAAAUGGGUGGCCCUUGUGGUCGCCGUUUUAUUUGUUGUAAGAAUAAGGGUGGGUUGCACCAUCUAACUUUAACUGUGACAAACAUCAAAAAUCUGUCAAACUCCAUAUAAAAUACACCGGUUAUCGUAAUAGUUACCAUUAAAGUUAGGUGGUGUAACUCAGCUUAAGUCAUGAUUUAAAUAACAGUAUUAGUGGAUGAUGUUAGAUCUCUAGUCUCACAUCAGAAAAUCACAAAUAUUAGGUGAUAUCUAAGUAACUAUCAUAAUAUUCGAGUAGUCUACUUGCAAUUCCCACUAAGUUAACAACUAUGAAGUACAAUCAUAGUU
This is a messenger RNA of Ostrinia furnacalis (Asian corn borer), 1367 nucleotides long. RefSeq lists its product as uncharacterized. The transcript is spliced from 6 exons. Bases 224 to 994 code for a protein of 256 amino acids. NCBI's taxonomy places the organism in Eukaryota, Metazoa, Arthropoda, Insecta, Lepidoptera, Crambidae. The record is from RefSeq and is a predicted model, not a curated record.